AUGUUUUUCAUCCACAAUGAAGCAUUGUGUGGUUCUUCAAGGUUUAUUGUUCCACCAUGCCCCACUUCAUCAAAGCAUAGAUCUAAUAGAAGAAAUGUGCUUGUUCUAUUACUUAUGCUGGGAAUUGCAGUAGUAUUUGUUCCUAGCACCUUUAUUUUUUUCUGGAUAAGAUAUAGGAAAGGUAAAAGAGCUCCUCAACAAGCUGAUUCAUUGUCUACCCUAAGACGAGAAAGAAUUUCAUACUAUGAAUUGAUCCAAGCAACGGAUGAUCUUAGUGGGAGUAAUCUGAUUGGUUCAGGAAGUUUUGGCUCUGUUUACAAAGGCGUUCUGAGAAGUGGAACUGCCAUUGCAGUUAAACCUAGUAAUGUCUUACUGGAUGAGGAUAUGGUUGCCCAGCUAAAUGACUUUGGCAUUUCAAAACUGCUUGGUGUAGAUGACAGUGAUUUAUACACUAAAACUUUAGCAACAUUGGGGUAUAUUGCACCGAAAUAUGGAUUGGAUGGGUUUGUCUCAACAAAAUGUGAUGUCUAUAGUUAUGGGAUCAUGUUGCUGGAAACGUUUACUAGGAGAAAGCCUAAUGAGUUUGAAGGAGAUCUUAGCUUGAAGCAAUGGGUGAGUUAUGCACUUCCAGAUGCAGUAAUGGAUGUCGUAGAUGUCAACUUGGUAACACCAAAGGGUAAUCGCUUACAGAAGGAGCUAGAUAUAUGGGCAUCGAUCCUGAAUGUGGCAUUAGAUUGUUGUGCUGAAUCUCCAGCAAGAAGGACUAACAUGAAAGAUGUUGUAGGGAUGCUGCAGAAGAUCAAGAUUCAACUUCUUGCAUGUUGA
Messenger RNA from Capsicum annuum, 825 nucleotides. RefSeq names its product receptor kinase-like protein Xa21. NCBI's taxonomy places the organism in Eukaryota, Viridiplantae, Streptophyta, Magnoliopsida, Solanales, Solanaceae. The transcript has 3 exons. Gene Ontology annotation, biological process: protein phosphorylation. The record is from RefSeq and is a predicted model, not a curated record. Gene Ontology annotation, molecular function: ATP binding; protein tyrosine kinase activity. The coding region runs from base 1 to 825 and encodes 274 amino acids.